AUGGAUAAUGGUGAAGAUGCUGAUGAUGUCGGGAGGAACAAUGGUAGUUAUGUGGAUAAUGACGAAGGAAAAGAGGAUUUGGAUGAUUACAAAGAUAUAGGUGAAAUCUCAGAUGAUGAUAUAAGAGAUAUGAAAUUUGAAUCAGAGAAAAAAGCUUGUGAGUUUUAUGAAACAUAUGCAGAAUAUCAUGGGUUUGCUGUAAGAAGAGAUGAGAUUGACCGUGAUUUCAAAAAAAAUAUUGUUAUGCGCCAAUUAGUUUGUAAUAGAGAGGGGAAAAGACAUAAAAAACAUAUGUUAAUGGUGGAUCGACAUAGGGGGCCAAGGCCAAUCACUCGAACAGGUUGUCUUGCUCGGUUGCGUGUGGCAUAUGAUGUAGUAAGUAGAAGUUGGAGAGUUGUUGCAUUUGAAUCCGCUCAUAAUCAUAAGUUAACUCCACAGCGGUUUGUCCAUUUUAUUCCUAAGUAUCGUCGACUGAGUGAAGCUGAUAAAGCGCUUGUUGAUGGCUUGCAUACAUGUGGUGUUAGAACAUGUCAUAUUUUGGGUUUUAUGUUGGGUCAGAAAGGUGGUCAUGAAGAUUUGGGAUUUAUCAAGAAGGACCUAUAUAAUUAUUUUAGUAAUGGAGCCAAGGUUAAAAGAGAAAAUGGAGAUGCUUUUGCUGCUUUGUCUUAUUUACAGGCUAAAGCCGACAAUGAUCCGAUGUUUUUUUCGAAGUUUACCACAACAGAGGAUGGUCGUCUACAAAAUUUAUUUUGGUCAGAUGGAACUAGCCGAUUUGACUUUGAAUGUUUUGGUGAUGUGGUUGCAUUUGACACGACCUAUAAAAAGAACAGAUAUGAUUGUCAAAUUAUAUAA
This is a messenger RNA of Vicia villosa (hairy vetch), 852 nucleotides long. Its product is annotated as protein FAR1-RELATED SEQUENCE 5-like. Lineage: Eukaryota; Viridiplantae; Streptophyta; Magnoliopsida; Fabales; Fabaceae. The record is from RefSeq and is a predicted model, not a curated record. The transcript is spliced from 2 exons. The coding region runs from base 1 to 852 and encodes 283 amino acids.